UCAAGGAGGCAAUAUUUGAUUUCAGAACAGAAGAGAGUAAAUACUGAAUAGUGCUUUUUUGGCUGAUUUUAUCUGUUUCUUCGUUCGAACAACUGUCUUGUAUUGAUUAAGUGAAUCGACACAGAUUAUGCGGAUAGCUACGGUUUUGUACGGAGAUUACCGAACGAGGAGCUACUUCCGUAAUCUGUGGUAAGUGACAACUGUAGCAGAAAUAAACAGACGUUUCCUGAAAAGCAAAGGAAAAAAAAUGAUCGGUCGAAUGAUGCGAAGUGCCAGUAAGCGCAGCGAUAAUGUGCUGUUAUGUUUGCUAGUUAUUGUUUUCUUCUGCGUAUAUCGCGUCCGAGCAGAAGACAUCCAGUAUUGUUCAUUCUUCAGUAACCGUGCACCGUCGCCGCAACCAACUCUGAAGAACUGCACAUGGUUUAAGAGUAACAGUUGCUGUAUGCAAGAAGAAAUUGCUGCCACCUUCGGUAAUGUCAAACCAUUACCUGGUGCCAACGAAAAAUGUCAGAACUACCUUAACUACCUAAUGUGUUACAUCUGUGCCCCAAACCAAAAUGUAUUCUACCUUCGUGAGAGAUUGACCGUUUGUAAAGAAUUCUGCAAUAAUUUCUAUGAAGCUUGUCGUUACGCCAUUUUGAAGGGAUCAGUCAUUGGAAAUUUAUACCCUAAUGGCAGUGAAUUCUGUCUCAGUCGGAGCUUUAAAGUGGACGAUGCCAGCAAUGGUAAAUGUUUCAACCAUGACUUUCAGGAGGAAACUACUGAUGGUGUAAUGUAUACUGUCUAUCCUCUGCUCGAACUACUAAUUGGAGCACUGUUGUUACAAUGCCUUCUAGUCUGGGAAAGCUGGUCUGUAGGUGGCAUAAAAGACGAUCUCUAUUGCACCACAGAAUCUACAUCAGACCUAGGUUUAACUGGAGUGAAUGACCAUAUGCAAUUCCAUAUUCUAAGGAAAAGAAAAAACUUGAUUACCAUUUCAUUUAAAUUUAUUUAAAAUUUUCUUGUGUCUAUCAAUAUAAUAUCUUGGAAAGCAGACUUGUGCAAUGUUCUUUAAAAUACCAAUAUCAUAUGGUCUUGAAUUUAUACACUGUUUUUUCUUUGGAAGUUUGGUUACUUUUGAAGAAUCAUAAUCAUUUUGAUGACAGUUUUCAGAAAUUUGGAAUGUCCCAAGUUUGUGUCGCUCAUUAUUGGUUUGAUUAGUAAACAUUAAAUAAAUAUGAUACAGUGUAAAGCCAGCAAUCAGGAGAGAGAGAACAGACAGUGAAGCCAUUAG
This is a messenger RNA of Octopus sinensis (East Asian common octopus), 1273 nucleotides long. RefSeq lists its product as uncharacterized. The coding region runs from base 248 to 994 and encodes 248 amino acids. The transcript is spliced from 2 exons. Gene Ontology annotation, molecular function: signaling receptor activity. Lineage: Eukaryota; Metazoa; Mollusca; Cephalopoda; Octopoda; Octopodidae. The record is from RefSeq and is a predicted model, not a curated record. Gene Ontology annotation, cellular component: external side of plasma membrane.